Messenger RNA from Dromiciops gliroides (monito del monte), 3026 nucleotides. It is a transcript of the gene TDO2, whose product is annotated as tryptophan 2,3-dioxygenase. Gene Ontology annotation, molecular function: heme binding; L-tryptophan 2,3-dioxygenase activity; metal ion binding. The coding region runs from base 60 to 1283 and encodes 407 amino acids. NCBI's taxonomy places the organism in Eukaryota, Metazoa, Chordata, Mammalia, Microbiotheria, Microbiotheriidae. The transcript is spliced from 12 exons. The record is from RefSeq and is a predicted model, not a curated record.
UGAUGAUAUCAUUCCGUAACUGAAACAAUCAAUUGCCUUUGAGAGAAGAAAUCAUCACCAUGAGUGGGUGUCCCUUUUUAGGAAACAGUAUUGGAUAUGCUUGGAACAAGCUACGCCUAGAAGACAAUGAAGAAGACAAAUCACAGGCUGGAAUGAAUAAAGCCAGUAAAGGAGGACUUGUCUAUGGAAACUACCUACAUCUGGAAAAAGUUUUGGAUGCCCAAGAACUUCAAAGUGAAAAAAAAGGAAACAAGAUCCAUGAUGAACAUCUUUUCAUUAUCACCCAUCAAGCAUAUGAACUGUGGUUUAAGCAAAUUCUGUGGGAAUUAGAUUCUGUCCGGGAGAUUUUUCAACAUGGCCAUGUAAGAGAUGAAAGGAAUAUGCUUAAAGUUGUUACAAGAAUACAUCGAGUUUCAGUGAUAUUCAAACUACUUGUACAACAAUUUUCUGUUUUGGACACCAUGACAGCCUUGGACUUCAACGACUUCAGAGAAUACUUGUCUCCAGCAUCAGGUUUCCAGAGCUUACAGUUCCGCCUAUUAGAAAAUAAGAUUGGUGUUCUCCAGAGUCUGAGAGUUCCUUAUAACAGGAGACACUAUCGGGAUAACUUCAAGGGAGAGGAUAAUGAGCUACUGCUGAAGUCUGAACAGGAGAAAACCCUCCUACAACUAGUAGAGGCAUGGCUAGAAAGAACACCAGGAUUAGAAAUCGACGGAUUUAAUUUUUGGGGAAAAUUUCAAAAGAAUAUCAUAAAUGGACUGGAAGAGGAAUUCAUAAUAAUUCAGGCCAAAGAAGAAUCAGAGGAAAAAGAUGAACAGUUGGCUGAAUUCCAAAAACAAAAAGAGGUGUUGAUGUCAUUAUUUGAUGAGAAACGGCAUGAACAUCUUCUCAGUAAAGGUGAAAGACGGCUGUCCUACAAAGCUCUACAGGGAGCAUUGAUGAUAUAUUUUUACAGGGAAGAACCCAGAUUCCAGGUUCCCUUUCAACUGCUAACCUCUCUUAUGGACAUUGAUACUCUCAUGACCAAAUGGAGAUAUAAUCACGUGUGUAUGGUACACAGAAUGCUUGGAAGCAAGGCUGGCACUGGAGGAUCCUCAGGUUACCAGUAUUUGCGCUCAACAGUGAGUGACAGGUACAAAGUAUUCGUAGACCUGUUUAACCUCUCAACAUACUUGGUACCAAGACACUGGAUACCCAAGAUGAACCCGAUCAUUCACAAAUUCCUUUACAUGGCUGAAUACUGUGAUAGCUCUUACUUCAGCAGUGACGAUUCAGAGGAUUAAAGCCAACUUUGAGCACAACAGCAGUCAUGCCACAUUGUGUGAAUGGUCAGCAAAGUGUGAAGAGUUCUAAUGCACCAUAUGUAUAUCAAUAUUUAAGUACUUCAAUGUCACAUUCAAAGCCUUCUGAUUAGUUUCCUCAUUUGUAAAAUGAGGAAUACUUUGGGGAAAUAUUUGUAACUUUGGUUUUAAGAUGAUUUAAUGAAAAUGACUACCAGACCUUAGAAAAUAGCUAGUCCAUCCUCCUCCUCCUCUGGAAGAUUAGGAAUUUGAGGUCCAUAGAGGUUGCUACCUGCUUGAGGUCACGCGACUAAGUGGCAAAGGCAUUUGAAGCAGGCUACAGAGCCAGAACUACUUCCACUGUGCUAGGAGAUCACAGCAAAGUCAGCUAAAAUAUAGCAUUGUAUAUAUGCAAAUACAUGAAAUAUCUGUGAUUUCAUCAGCAUAGGGCACUGCUUGUACAGAAAUUCCCUCCACCAAGAGAGAUUACAACCUCUCUAUGAUUUAAUAAAUACCUACACAGGGAUUUUUAAAAAUGUAAACCAAGAUUCAAAUGGUAUAUAAUGCUUAUUAGAGUGUAAAUAUUUUAUCAUUGCUUAAAUCUUUUUGUAGAUUUGAAAACUUCAGGUAUUAUUUCAAAUUGAUUUUGUAUCUUUGUGAUGCAUCUGAUUCUCCAUAAAUACAAAGCCCUAGAAUUGACCAUAAUAAAAGUAAUAAAAACAAGUCAUUCUUUCCUCUGCCUUCUUUGGGGGAAUAAUGCUUAUAAAAAGUGAUAGGUUAUGAGUAUUGGACUAGAAACAUAAAUCCUUUUAUUUUCUCAAGUACUGCUAAAUUAUCAGCCUAGAUGGGAAAUUUAUGCCCAUAGGAAUUGUAUGUAAUAUCAUCGAAGAAAUAUGACAAUGUACGGCAACCCAUGGUGAUAACCUUUAGGUUUAGAAGGUAAAUACAGAUAAACAGCUGAUGCUCAUGCUUAAUCGAUAGGUUAUCCCUCCCAAAGUAUAUAGUUCUUUCUGCAGUUUAUUUAUUUUUCUCAUAAAGACACAAAUCCAUUAGGACAGCAGUUUCCAGCCUUUGGAUCUUCAUUGAAACUUGGAGGGAUAGGUUUAUCACAAAAAUGGUCCCUAUAUUAAGAUGCGAAUUAAUCAAUGAGCAGACAUAUCCUCUAUAGAAUAGCAUGUUUCACAAAUCUGUAUUACUUUACUAUUCUUCAAAUGUAUAUUGAUAAUUAUGUGAAUAAUCAAAUAUAGAUGUAUUUAAGAGCAUUCCGAAUUUAUAGUGGCAGCUUUUUGUCAUGUAUAUUUUUUUGGGGGGUGGGGCAAUAAGGGUUAAGUGACUUGCCCAGGGUCACAUAGCAAUUAAGUGUUAAGUGUCUGAGGCUGGUUCUGAACUCAGGUCCUCCUAAAUCCAGGGCUGGUGCUUUAUCCACUACUCCACUUAGCUGCCUCUGUCAUGUAUUUUCUAAACCAAAAAUAGUAUCAAGGAGCAGCUAAGAGGGGCAGUGCAUAAAGUACUGGCCCUGUAUUCAGGAGGACCUGAGUUUAAAUAUGACCUCAGACACUUGACAAUUACUAGCUGUGUGACUCUGGGUAAGUCACUUAACCUUCACUGCCCCAAGCAAAAAACAAACCCCCACCCAGUAUCAUUAUCACAUGGGGGCCUGUGAUAUUAAAAAGAGUUCCUUCUACUUGAAAAGAUUGGAGACCACUAUAUUAGGGCACAUAAUAAAAUACCAUGAGUAAUUUGUUA